Messenger RNA from Ilex paraguariensis (yerba mate), 1501 nucleotides. NCBI's taxonomy places the organism in Eukaryota, Viridiplantae, Streptophyta, Magnoliopsida, Aquifoliales, Aquifoliaceae. The record is from the annotation of a GenBank genome assembly.
UCUCUCCUCUCUCUCUCUCUCACACACACACAGUCGCACACGCACACAAUUCAAUCACACAUUAUCCAUCCUCGUAAGUCUGGAGGCGGAGAGCUGACUGCUAAGGAAGAAGGAUCUUUAUUAGAGAGAGAGAGAGAGAGAGAGAGAGAGAGAGAGAGUUUGUGAUUUCGAGGCAAAAGCUCCGGCACUCCCCCCGGAUCAAAGAAAAGAUGAGCACACUAGAUGCAACCCGAGCAGAGCUUGCUCUUGUGGUUCUGUAUUUGAACAAAGCUGAAGCCAGGGACAAGAUAUGCAGGGCAAUACAAUAUGGUUCAAAAUACUUGAGUAAUGGAGAGCCAGGAACAGCCCAAAAUGUUGAUAAAUCAACUAGCUUGGCAAGGAAAGUUUUCCGCCUUUUUAAGUUUGUCAAUGAUCUGCAUGCUCUUAUUAGUCCAGUUCCUCAAGGAACUCCGCUUCCACUUGUUUUGCUGGGCAAGUCCAAAAAUGCAUUAUUGUCCACAUUCUUGUUUCUUGAUCAAAUCGUCUGGCUCGGUAGGUCAGGCAUAUAUAAGAACAAAGAACGUGCAGACCUAAUUGGCAGGAUCUCUCUUUUUUGUUGGAUGGGCUCUUCAAUCUGUACUACCUUGGUUGAGCUCGGGGAGCUUGGAAGGCUUUCUGCAUCAAUGAAGAAGCUGGAGAAGGAUCUUAAGGAUUCUGACAAGUAUAAGAAUGAGCUGUACUGUAGUAAACUUCAAAAGUCAAAUGACAGGUCUCUAGCCCUGAUUAAAGCAGCCAUGGAUAUAGUGGUUGCUGUUGGGUUGCUUCAACUAGCACCCAAGAAAGUCAAUCCCCGCGUAACAGGAGCCUUUGGAUUUGUUACCUCUCUCAUCUCUUGUUAUCAGGUUCCCACAAAUUCUUACUGCCAUGAUGUAUUCAUAUUCCCCCUCCAGUAUCUACAAUAUCAUGGGUUAAAAAACAUCUAGUUACUAAAAGAAAGAUGGGAUUUAAGGAGUCAUGCCAUUUAGAAAUGAUAAUCUUUCCUCAUCAAUUUAAAUUGCUCAAGAUACAUAAACCAAAAUGAAAAGAAAUGUUAGCAUUCUACCUUAUAUUCACCUUACUUUGUGAAACAUUAUUGUUGUAUAUUUAUAACUAAGAUCAGACUUUAGAGUAUGCAUAUUUGGGGCAGGGGAAGCCAGGGGAGGGGUCAGAUGAUUCGUCUUCAUGGUUACCCACGGUUCAAAAUGACAGUUAUUCUAUGAAGGAAAUUCUUUAUUUCUGUGUUCAUGGUUGGGAGUGGGGAGAGGUUAUGCAUUUUGCUUUCAUGACAAUUUACUGUUCAGAAUCGCACUAUUUUUCAGUUAGACCUUUUGUUUUUGUAUGCAUAAUUUGUGUGAAAGUGGGAUCAUGAUUUUCUUUUGUUUUUGUAUGCUUAAUCGGGUUUGGAGAACCUGGGGAAUGGUGAUAGGUUAGCAGUUUUGCCCAUGACUAGUCAUGCUUCAAAGUCACCUGCUUUUUUUUUUUU